AUGUCCCUGCCUGCGAUUUUACCAGACACAGAUCCCAAUGUGUCAUUGACAACCUCGAUUGCAAAGGAAAUUCUCAAGAAUGCACUCGAAAAAGCAUGUUUUGCUGUUCAAUGUGAUGCUGCUGGUGAAGUCAAUGGUGCAAGGGAUGCUUACAUUGAGGCACUUGCCCUCCUUGUCUGUGUAUUGCCAACAGUCAGUGGUGACCGUGACCGUGCACGACUUCAGAUAAUUUAUGACUUAUAUCUCGCUCGCCUCGAGUUAUUACAAACAGCAAUUGGUCCAACAUCUGAUGAAAACCGAUUGAGUUGGGUAACACUUCCGGAAGAUGACCAGCCAAAUCAACAGAAUACAACAGCAGAACCUUUGGCUCAGUCAGAACAACCAAUAUUGCCACUAGUAGACCUUGUUCAGACAAGAUGGGCUCGUCAGGGAUCUAUAAGUCAGCCUCCAAUCAGUCCGCAACCCACCACAACCACAGCGACCACAACAACUACUUCCACAACUUCCACUUCCACAUCAAGGUCCAUGUCAAUGUCAACCUCAAUGUCAACAUCGAUUUCCAUCUCAGAAACCUGCAAAGACCUCAAAUUGAUGUUUGCACUCGAAAAGAGUAUCCUUCACGGAGAAUUUAUUAGCGAAAAGCUAUUUCUACCAAAGGCAAUCUGGACACAGCCCAAUGUCCGGCUCUCUUCUCUUGACACAAAGAUCGCCACCUGUGAAACCCUGUUCUGGAACCUUACUCGGCUCGAGGCAGUCUCGGAUCAUUCGAAUCCCACUCAAAGCGUACGUCUGUUGGGCGCACUCGAGGAAUGGCUUAAGAUCCUUCAGGCAAAACUUCCCAAGAAGCUCAGAGAAAAGGCCAAAAAGGAGUGUGGCGAGACUUCAAAGACUCGUAAGCGCCAAUCGAUUGUGUCCUGGAGUAGUCAUCGGCUCAGUAGAUCAAUGGCAAAAGUCAAUGAUACUUUUAGUCUAACAUCAUCAGAAACCCAAUACCAAGUCUAUAUUGCAUCCCUUACUCGCCUAUUUGACAAGAUGCACAUCCUAGAACAAUGGUAUAAUCAUUAUUCAAGUCAAACACAGACAAGGGUGAUUGAAAAGGCCCUAGAAAGACUGCGCAGAAUAUGCACACUCCUUGGCCUUAUCACAGCUGGCUUUGUUCUCCGGGAUGUAUCAGUCUUGCUCGGAAAAUGGUUACAGUCUGUAGAAAGUCCAGAACAAGAUUAUCAACAAUCUGAAUGAUUUUUAUAUAUAUAUAUACUGGAAUAUUACUACACAGCACCUGUGUCUGUGUCAGUGUCAGUGUCUGUGUCUGUGUGUGUGUGUAGUAGAGAAUUUUCUCUUUUUUUGUUUUUUUGUUUUUUUUUUAUAUUUUGAAUAAACCUAUAAUAAUAUAACUCGCAUUUAAUUAUCUUUUUUUUUGGCGCCUAUUGAACCACAAGUCCCCCGUCCUGAUCUAGUAGCUCGGUAUAAUCCACAGACUCAUUGAUAACAGAAGCAACUGAUCCUGAAGACCGUCUGCGAGAUCCCUUGAGUUCACUCUCUGUCAUAAAGGGGACCAUCAAAUGCCCACUUGCGUCCUGCUGCGCACUAGAUGACUCCAGAAUAACCUCCUCGUCGGAUCUUAGCGAGCCUCCACCACUUCUACUUGCACUUCCUC
Messenger RNA from Phycomyces blakesleeanus NRRL 1555(-), 1657 nucleotides. RefSeq lists its product as hypothetical. Bases 1 to 1239 code for a protein of 412 amino acids. The transcript is spliced from 4 exons. NCBI's taxonomy places the organism in Eukaryota, Fungi, Mucoromycota, Mucoromycetes, Mucorales, Phycomycetaceae. The record is from RefSeq and is a predicted model, not a curated record.